AUGACAUUUAAAUUUUUAACAAAUCUUAAAGUUUUUUAAGCAAAUGUGAAUAAUCCAUCUCUCUAAAAUAGCAACUAACAAGUGCUAGGUAUUACACAUUAGCCAACUCCCCCAAUAGUUUUUAAAAGAUAUUAAGUUUUUUAUCAUUUAGUUUCCACUUAAAUAAAAUGUCAACCAACUGUAAUUUUCUCAGCUUUUAAAUAAAAAAACAAAGAUCAAGUUUUUGAAAAUUUCUCUUCAUUAACAAAAAAAUUUUGUAAUGAAGCUUUAUUUCAAUAAACAAUCUUUGUUUAGAGGACCUCGCAUCUUCAAAAUGUCUUGUAUGCAAUACUUAUGUCUAUUAUUUUACUUUAAUAGCUGGAAAUCUACCCUAAAAAGUAGACAAAGGCUAAGUAAAAAAAUUAGCAUAUGUAGAGGCAUCUCUUCCCAUAUUUAUAAUAUAUUAAAAUAUAUAAAAAGUAUUUUUUAAAAUAUAGGAAGCCUUUUAAACUGCCAUUCGCCUUGCUUUGA
Tetrahymena thermophila SB210 is the source of this 510-nucleotide messenger RNA. RefSeq lists its product as hypothetical. The transcript has a single exon. The record is from RefSeq and is a predicted model, not a curated record. NCBI's taxonomy places the organism in Eukaryota, Ciliophora, Oligohymenophorea, Hymenostomatida, Tetrahymenidae.